CGGGACGUGGUGGCAGAAAAAGAGAGGGCCGUGCGGCAUUAUCGUCCAGUGCAGGGGAAACCGCGUCGCCACCGCAAACGCAAUGAAGCCCCCCGGCCGCCUCGCCACCGCCGCGGCCGCCGCGCUGCUCGUCGCGGCGUCGCUGCUGGUCGCCACCCUCCUCACCUCGCCGCUGCCGCUCCUCCCCCUGCUCCCGUGCCUGCCGGCCGUCACGGCGCCCUCGGGCGACGGGUACGCGCCCGCGGGCCUCGCCGCGCUCGCCGACGCCGCCCUCUACUACGCCACCACGCCCACCGUCCCGCAGCAGUCGCGCGACGAGAUCUCGCUCUCCCUCGCCGUGCUGCGCCGCCGCGCGCCGCUGCGGCUGCUGGUGUUCGGCCUGGGCCACGACUCGCCGCUCUGGCACGCGCUCAACCCCGGCGGCGUCACCGUCUUCCUCGAGGAGGACCCGGAGUGGUACCGCGUCGUGCGCGCGCAGUCGCCGUUCCUGCGCGCCCACCUGGUCCGCUACCGCACGCGCCUCGACCACGCCGACAUCCUCUUCCGCUCCUACAGGAACUUCGCCACCUGCGUCCCCGGCGCCAGCGCCGACGCCCCCGUGCGGGUCCGCGGCAACGCCGAAUGCCCGCUGGCGCUGCACAACCUGCCGCCGGAGGUGUACCAGCACGAGUGGGACAUGCUCAUGGUGGACGCGCCCAAGGGGUACUUCCCGUCGGCGCCCGGAAGGAUGGCGGCGAUAUGGACGGCGGCGGCGAUGGCGCGGGCGAGGCGCGGCGAGGGGGACACCGACGUGUUCCUGCACGACGUGGACCGCAGGGUGGAGAGGAUGUACGCCGAGGAGUUCCUCUGCGAGAGGUUCAGGGUGGGAGGGACCGGCCGGCUCUGGCACUUCAGGAUACCGCCGGUGUCACGGCGGAACGCCACGGCGGCCGGCGGCGGCGACAAGAGGCCUUUUUGCUGACGAUGCAGAUUUCCGAGGGGUGUUUUUAGAAGAUGACCUCAUCGGUGCAAGCCCUGUUGCUGUUCUAUCAUGUUGUCUCUUUAUUGAUUGUUCUGUACAUGUCGGGCACACAUCACACAGUAUGUCCACUGCCCAAUUGACACGUGUAGUAAUUAGCCGCUUUGCUUGCUGCAAAAAUAUACUACCUCCGUUCCUAAA
Hordeum vulgare subsp. vulgare (domesticated barley) is the source of this 1159-nucleotide messenger RNA. RefSeq names its product probable methyltransferase At1g27930. The record is from RefSeq and is a predicted model, not a curated record. Gene Ontology annotation, biological process: xylan biosynthetic process. NCBI's taxonomy places the organism in Eukaryota, Viridiplantae, Streptophyta, Magnoliopsida, Poales, Poaceae. Bases 83 to 961 code for a protein of 292 amino acids. The transcript has a single exon.